AUGUACAAGGAGUCGGGUUACUGGGACGCCCGGUAUGCGGAGGAGCGGCGCCUCCCCGGGGGACACGAGUGGUUUGGGGGUUAUCGGGACUUUGCACCCCUGGUGAGAAGAGAGCUGCGGCCCGGGAUGCGAGGACUGGUGCUGGGAUGUGGUACCAGCUCAUUGAGUGUUCAGCUGCACAAGGAAGGAGUGAGUCCACUCUUUAGUAUUGAUUACUCUCCAGUAUGCAUAAUGGAGAUGGCACAGAGACAUGCAGAUGUGCCAGACAUGAACUGGAUGGUUAUGGACGCUCGGCAGCUGCAGUUUCCUGGUGGGACAUUUGACCUGGUUAUUGAAAAAGGCACUCUUGAUGCUAUGAUGGUGGAUGAGAAAGAUCCAUGGACAGUUACCCAGGAAACUACCAGCCUAGUAGAUGAAGUGCUGAGUGAGGUUAGUCGUGUCCUCACUCCCAGCGGUUGCUUCAUCUCUAUAACGUUCUCACAACCACACUUUCGCAUACGUCACUAUGCACAACCUCAGUAUGACUGGUCUGUGUCUUAUGACACCUAUGGAAGAGACUUCCACUAUUUCCUCUAUACUAUGCAUAAAGGGAGACGUUUGACGCCCUGUGAUCUUGAGAAGGGCCAAAGUCUUCAGAAACCUUAUGUUCAGGAGCAAGUAUCAACUCUUCUAGAAUCUGACAAUGAGGAUUUCCUUAGUAACAUCCAAAUAUGACUGUGAUGGGCAGGAAGCGUAAACCUCAAUGGCUAAUGGGUCUUGUAGUGUGAAAAAAAAAAAAUUCUGAAAACUGUAAGGAAGAGAGGAAUGAAUUUUUAUUGUUUUUUUUUUACAUUUACAAAAAAAUAAAUAAAUAAAUUAAAUAAAAAAAUAAUAAUAUAUAUAUAUAUAUAUAUAUAUAUAUAUAUAUAUAUAUAUAUAUAUAUAUAUAUUCUGUAUAUAAUGUGUUUAUAAUUGUGCCUAUGCCGACGGCAGAGUGCCUUUAUAGUAAAAGUAUCCUAGCAUU
Molecule: messenger RNA, 1003 nt
Organism: Pseudophryne corroboree (corroboree frog)
Lineage: Eukaryota; Metazoa; Chordata; Amphibia; Anura; Myobatrachidae
Gene: EEF1AKMT4
Product: EEF1A lysine methyltransferase 4
Exons: 3
Coding region: 1-714 (237 amino acids)
Molecular function (GO): S-adenosylmethionine-dependent methyltransferase activity; oxidoreductase activity; zinc ion binding
Source: RefSeq, a predicted model, not a curated record